AUGGGAAUCUUUGCAAAACUUAGUAUUUACGAAUGUCUGAUUCUGCUUGGUGUAUAUUCCUUUGGUCUUUUGAUAUUUAUGAAUGGCCUUCUACCAAAUGAUAAAUCUACAAACGUCAGUAAAACUGAGCCCAUCGAAGAAACAUAUAAGAUUGAUAAACUUGUAAUGGUCGUGAUCGAUGCACUAAGAGUGGAUUUCUUAUUUUCACCACAGUACUCAAAACACUGGGUCAAACUUCGCUCUUAUAUGAAUCUUCAGUCGGCUACAUGUUCCGCUUCAAUUGUUCAACCUCCUACUGUGACGUUACCGCGAAUAAAGGCAAUCGUUUCUGGGAGAACUCCGAAGUUCGUCGACGUUUUGCAUAACGUAAAUGCAGAAGCAAUGCUUGAUGAUAACUGGGUAACUCGUAUGGCAAAUCGUCAAUGGAAACUUCAUUUUUAUGGGGACGAUACUUGGAUAAAACUUUUCCCCAAAAGUUUUCAGGAAUACGAAGGAACGAAUUCAUUCUAUGUUAAUGAUUUUUACGAAGUAGAUAUAAAUGUAACACGCCAUAUUUCUACAUUAAUGACUACACUUGAUAAAUGGGAUGGUCUUAUUUUGCAUUACUUGGGAUUAGAUCAUAUCGGGCACAUUGAAGGACCUAAUGGAUCUAGCAUCCCCCAGAAAAUUAAAGAAAUGGAUGAAGUUAUCUACAGCAUACUUAAAAUGCUGACAAACUCCUCAUCAAUCGGCAAUAAAAAUUGGUUAUUUAUUUUAACAGGUGAUCAUGGAAUGAGUGAUAUGGGCAGUCAUGGUGGUUCUACAAGUGGUGAGAAAACUACUGGUCUCUUUAUGCUUGGAUCUAAUUGGCAUAAAAAAAAUAAUCAUUCAACAAAGAACACAUGUUUAACCACAGAUCUACAAAAGUUACCACAAACACAACAAGUUGAUUUAGCCACAUUAAUUGGGUUAAUUACAGGAGUUGGUAUACCAGUGAAAAGUUUAGGCAUUUUACCAUCUACAUGGUUGUAUAAUAUUUGGUCGACAAAUGAAGAUCGAUUAAAAGUAUUAUACACAUUAAUACAACACAUUGGUUAUUUAUCUGGUGAAUGUGUAUUUUCAUCGACAUCGUAUCAUACAUUAACGUAUAAAAAUUGUAUAUCAAAUAUAUGGAGUAAAGAACGGACAACAAACUAUAAUAGUUUGUCAAAUAAAAUUACCACUUGGUUACACUGUCAAAAGAAUCAAGAAAAUUCAACUGAUGAAUUCAAACAAAUCGACUGUGUAAAAUCAGGUUCUCAUUUAAUAGGUGAAGAACUAAUCGAUAAUGCAAUUAAACUACUUAAUGAGAUACAGUCAGAAUCUUUGGCAAGAAUUGAACAUUUAAAUAGUAAACAAAUGAUAUUCGGUGGUAUUCUAAUGUGGAUUGUUACUUUGUUACUGUUUCACAAGAUCGUCAAUUUGGUAAUUUUCCCGUCGGAUGAUAAAAGUUCUUUGUCAAAUAAGAAAAAUCAAAAAACAAUUAUUCAAUAUUAUUAUUCGGAUACAGCCAACUUGAAUUAUUCAUUCGAUCCAUUAUUAGUUCAAAUUAUAUGUUGGUUUGGUACAGCUUGUUUAAUUCUGCAUUCAAUCAGUUUAGCAUCAAGCAGUUGGGCUGAAGAAGAGCAUCAAUUGUGGUAUUAUUUUAGUUCAAGUCUUAUAUUAUUAACUAGUUUGCUAGUUCUACUUGGAAAUGUUAGUUCAACUGUAAAGUGGAUCAUUUUAAAAACUAUUAUUAAAAUACUUUUGCUAGAUCGUUUUUUAUUGCGUAGACUACAUCAAACUGGUAAUAAAUGGUUACACUUACCGGACAUAUCUGACUGGUUAUAUAAGUCUGAACAUGUUGCAAUUUUAUGGACUUGUUUAUUGAUUUGGUGGAUUAUAUUUCUGUUAUUUCGUUUUAAAGCAAUCAUUUACCUACGUCCUAAUUGCUCGUUAUGGGAAAAAUGCAAAUAUUAUGCUCCAGUGAUCAGUGGAGUUUUUCUAGUUUUCAACCAAUUGUUGUACAGAAUUGAAGUAUCUGAAUACGAAUAUGACGAUGCAAUACAUUCAGCUCGAAUUGUUUAUUUACUAUGCCUAGUAGAUGCAUUUCUUUUAUAUAAAUCAAGAAGUAUACGUUUAAAUAAAAAUGCUAAUCGUUUAUUUGGUCAAACAGCAACGAAUGCAUCAGAAACAUUUUGGGAUUCAUUAAUUCACCCAUUAUCUACAUUAAAUAUACUUAUGUGUUUACUUGGUAAACCUGUGAUUACAAUUUUAUGGCUUGGUAUAUGGAUUAAAGAAGCAUUAACAUCUCAAACGAUACAAUUAAUAUUUCAUUAUUCCGGUAUGCAUUCAUCACAUAACGCAUUUCGUUAUAUUCUACCACUGUGUUCAUGGCUUAUCUACUGGACUCAAGGUUGGGUGAGCUUUUUUCAACAAGGGAAUUCCUUGAGUUUAUCGACUAUCGAUCUCUCUGCUGCAUAUGUUGGUCUUAGAUAUCAUCAACCAAUAAUAGCCGGUCUACUUUUAGCCUUUUACACUUACUCUGGACCAUUAAUCUGGCAAUUAGCCUAUUUUUGUCGAUUCGUUCUAUCCAGAUAUAAACAUUUCGGUGAAAAGUUUAAUUGCCUUGUUUUAGGCUUUAUAGUAUUACCUAUUACAUUAUGUGCUACAUUUUGUUUCUUUCUACAAUCACAUCUAUUUAUUUGGACAGUUUUUACACCAAAAAUGUUAUAUUCUGCUGUAUUCUACUUAACUAUGAUUCCUGUUUUAUGUUUUUGGUCUGUGAUAACCCCAUAA
This is a messenger RNA of Schistosoma turkestanicum, 2796 nucleotides long. The record is from the annotation of a GenBank genome assembly. NCBI's taxonomy places the organism in Eukaryota, Metazoa, Platyhelminthes, Trematoda, Strigeidida, Schistosomatidae.